Molecule: messenger RNA, 1318 nt
Organism: Capsaspora owczarzaki ATCC 30864
Lineage: Eukaryota; Filasterea; Ministeriida; Capsasporidae
Exons: 5
Coding region: 31-1182 (383 amino acids)
Source: RefSeq, a predicted model, not a curated record
GUUCUUUUCCACGUCACUCAGUCAUCAGUCAUGGUGCUUGAAAGCGAAGUGGCCAAGCUGCUCGAUCUCUCUGUGAUUCGCUACUCGCGCGUCUGGGAAGACCACCAACUGCUCGAGCGCUCCCUGGACAUUCGCCCGGACGACGUCGUCCUCUCCAUCACCAGCUCUGGCGACAAUGUGCUCAACCUGCUGCUCUUGGAACCGCAAAAGAUUGUUGCAAUUGAUAUGAGCGCGUCUCAGAACGCAGUCCUCGAUCUCAAGCUUGCUGCCAUUCACAUGGUGCCGCACGAGGCGUUUGUCAAGCUGAUUGGCAUUGCGCCAGCGACUGGUCAAGAGCGUGUUGAUAUUUACAAGCACAUCCGCAGCAACAUGAGCGAGUACGCCCAGAAAUACUGGGACCACAACCUCGCCACGAUCGAGUCUAGUAUCGUCAAGGCUGGCCGCCUGGAAAAGUACUUUGACACGUUCCACACUGACUACUUGGAAAAGCUCGUGCCCAUUCCCGUGAUUGAGGCAAUCUGCAACGCUCCCACCCUCGCCGAGCAGGUGGCCCUGGUCCAGCAGCACAUUCUGUCCAACCCAGAAGUCGAGAGCAAGUUCCGUUGGUAUUUUGGCGAAGACAUGCUGAAGCGUCAGGGGCGCGAUCCGGCCCAGAUGCGCUUCAUCAAGGAUGGUGACAUUUCGACGUACAUCUGGAACAAGUUCCGCUCGCUCCUCACCACACAGCUGCUCAAGGACAAUCCGUACAUGCACGUCUUUUUGCUCGGCGAGUACAAGGGAUCCUUUGAAACGGCACAGCCCUAUCUGCGCCCGUCCAACUAUGAGCGAAUGCGCUCGUUGCUGCCUCGAUUGCAGGUCGUGACGGGAAGCAUCGAGGAACAACUUUCGGGCGAGUCGAGCCCUGGCUCCACGCCCUUGGUCUUCUCAAAGGCCAACCUCUCGGACAUUUUCGAGUACAUGAGUGCCGAAGCUGCCGACGCCCUCUUCCUGGCGUUUGCCAACAAGUUCCGUGUUGGCGGUCGUCUUGCAUUCUGGAAUCUGUUUGUGCCGCGCUGCCCUUCAGACAGUCUGCGCACCUACUUUAGCGCCCACACCGAGCUGGCCAAGCAGGUUCACUCGCACGAUCGUUUGUUCUUUUACAGCCAGUUCCAUGUCGAGGAGAUUACCAAGAGCUCUCCUUGAGCAGUCGUUGGCGCUUGCUGUUGAGGGAAAUUACACCUGGCCUACAUUUUCAAGUUGAGGCUUGGUCUGGAUUGGGGUUUGAGCGCAGAGUUUGAGGGCUAUUCGACUGCGCAAUAAAAUUCAGAAUUCAGAUUUU